GGCGGGGCCGGGAGGGCGCGGCGUGAGCGGCGCCGGAGGCUGCGGGAGGCUGCGGGGGCUCCGCGUCCUGCCCGGCCUCCAGCGCGGGGCUGGGCUGCAGGGACCGCGUCCCGCGAUGCCCCAGCGUGCCUGAGGCCCGGCAGCCGCGGGGAUGGAGCUGAAGGUGUGGGUGGACGGCAUCCAGCGGGUGGUCUGCGGCGUCUCGGAGCAAACCACCUGCCAGGAGGUGGUCAUCGCUUUGGCGCGGGCCAUAGGUCAGACGGGGCGCUACGUCCUGGUGCAGAAGCUCCGGGAGAAGGAGCGGCAGCUCCUCCCGCUCGAGUGCCCCUUGGAGUCGCUGGCCAAGUGCGGGCAGUAUGCCAACGACGUGCAGUUCAUCCUGCGGCGGACAGGCCCCAGCAUGGCCGAGCGGCCCUCCUCGGAGGGCGCUCCCCAGGCUCCCGAGAGGACUUUCAUCCGGGCCAGCCUGCCCAUCAAGCCCCGUACCGUGAGCACCGAGGCGCCCCGGCCCCGGGAGCCCAAGAAAUCGAUGACCUUCAACUUGGGUCCCAUGGGCUCCGGCGAGCUGUUUGCUAAGAGCCGCUGGAGGCAGCACGCCUGGGAGGGGAUGGAGCUGAAGGACGGCGGGGCCGGCCAGCUCUCCAAGGAGGAGCUGUUUAAGAUGGUGCUGCGGCAGCAGGAGCAGCUCAGCUCCUUGGAGGCCCACGGGGACACCCUGGAGACGGACCUGCGGUUCUGGGAGCACGGCCGGGCCCCCAGCCAGGAGGACGAGAUCCUCUACCUGGAGCACCUGGUGCGGAGGAACGAGACGGAGCUGGGCGAGGAGGAGUUCUGGCAGAGCGAGCUCCGGCUGGAGAAGGAGUGCGAGCGGGAGAGGCAGGAGCGGGUGAGGAGCCUGCGGGCCAGCCUAGAGGAGUACACGCAGAGGAUCUACGAGCUGAGCGCCCGCACCGAGGCCCUGCAGAAGGAGAUCCAGUGGGAGAUGGCCGAGAGGGCCAAGAGGGGCAAGGAGAGCCCUGUGCCGAGCCCCACGGACCUGGAGGACAUGGCUGCCAAAAUGAAAAGGGAUCUGGAAGCUAAAGUCAAGCAGGGCACGCAGCUGGAGAGCAACCUGGCCAGCGUGGAGAAGGCCCUGGAGGAAGCCGAAAGGUCCCUGCAGGCCCAGAACCAAGAGCUGGAGGAGUUAAAUAAGGAGCUGAGGCAGUGUAAUUUGCAGCAGUUUAUUCAGCAGACGGGAGCCACGGUGACCGUCGGGCAGGCCAGGUCUGAGGAGGACGCCCAGCCGGAGCCGAGCCCGCGUGAGCUGCCAGCCUGCCGGAGGAACGGAGGGUUUCCCCCCUCCAGCAGCGACUCGCCUCCCCGCUCCAGCACCAAGCAGCUCCUCGGCCAUCCCCGGACCCUGCCGGAGCCCCUGGUGUCCAGCCUGAACCCCGAGGUCAUAUCAACCAGGCAGAGCAUCUGGAGGUAGAAGGGCACAGCCAGUGGACGAUUGAUUGCCUUGCAAGUGUAACUGUAUAAAUAAAACCAUAUUCCAUAUAUAUAUAUAUUAUAUUUUUUACUGCUUUAUAUCGUGAAUGGAUGUGGAUGGCCAGAGUAUUUUUACAGACUAUACUAUAAAACAAAGACUGACCAGACAAAGCAACCCUCUUCCCCUGUGGAUGAAACAACCCCCUUCUAUUUUUUUAAAGUGCUUUCCAUAUUUAACACACAAUGGCAGUGCUCACGUUCUGCGUGGCCUUCCCAAAAGACCCACGGUGUGUUUCGAGAAGCCCUCGUUCCUUUGACCGGCAGGGCGGAGCUGCAUCGGGACGGCCCGGGUGACAUCUCUUGUGGCAGAGACCUGCCCUCAGGCUGCUUAUGAGACUUGCUCGGUGAAGCAGGCGAAGCGGACGGCGGGACCUGGUGCCACGUUUCGGAGCGCUUUCCCCAGCGAGCCCCAGCGCUGAUGACGGUGAAGGAGCUGCCGGAGUCCGGGCCUCAUCCUGUGUCGUGCUGCGGCAUUCCCUCGGCUGUGCUCAUUCACGUGAAACGGGAAGAAAUGGGUGGCCUUACAGCAUCCCGCCGCAAAGAAGCGGGGCCGCGAUGCCCUGUCCUAGCGUGAGGGGAGGACUCCGUCGUCUUAGUCACCUGCCUCCGAUGCCCUGAAGCCAUCCUGACAGCCAGCAGGUGAACGCCUGAGGAACCCAGCGCCACUUUUGGUGCGUGCACGGAGCCUGCAGUACCACUGCCCCGCGGGAGAGUCCCUGAGAGCAGCUGACCCCUGCCACGAGGCACGCAUCCGUCCUGGGGCCGACCUGGCUGCCUGUGACCACCAGCACCCUGCCCUCCUCGCCUCGCACCGAAGCACGGCGUAGAUAGUCCUGUUUGCCAAGCUGCCCUCCUCGGGUUCGACCCUCUGCGGAUGUUUGCACGACCUGGAGGGGCUGCGUGCGCCCCAAAUCCCACAGCAGCCCCCAAAAGUCCUGUUUGGGGGCAGCGGAGGGGACGCUCUGGGUACGGCUGCCCUGCCGACGUCUCCAUCCUCGCUGCGCACCUGCUGCGGGGUGGCUGCCUCAGCCAGAGACUUUUGGGGGAAGCAGAAAGCACGGAGAUGCCCCAGGACUAUCGGAUGGGUUGGUGGGUUUUAAAAACAGCCUUUAUACUGGCCAGGGGGCACACGAGCAGCUUUUUUAGACAACUUUCUGCCCCCUUUUUUACUGUAAGAAACCUGUACUAGAAACCCCCUUUCCGUGGUGCUAAGAGGGAGGGAGAAGUGAGCAGCCAUUCCCUGGCCACAGAGGGGACAACCAGGCUUCGAGGAGACAGGGACACGUGUGGAGACUUUUUUUUUUUUUUUUUUUUUUUGCCUUAAGUCCACUUAGUUUUUAAACUUGUUCUUAAAUCAGUACUAUGCCAGCAGGAUGAGCCCCUCCCUGGCUGCCCAUGGCUGGAGUGUGCAGGACAGAAACGCUUUUGGUGACAUUUCACUGAAUGUUUUUUUUUUUUUCUUAGUUUGUGUUCUUGUUUUUUUGGUUGUGUUUUUUAUUUUUUUUUUUCCUUGAUGGCCAGUAGUUCCUCUUGUUUCUGUUCAUCUGUCCCACUGGGUUCUGCUGUAUUUUUAAUUGUGAAGCCAAAGUGGCCGAGGGGGCCCAGGGAGGGGACAGGUUUGUCCAGGGGGUCCCAGUGCCCCGGCGUCUUUGUUUUCUACGUGUCCUCUCCGUUGUAUGCAAAAAAAAAAAAAAUGUGACUUGGACGCUGUGUUCACUGUAAAACACACUUUCCGUGUAUGAAUGUAUCCUGCGCGCUACGGCAUUGUCUGGUUUCAAUUUUCAAUAAAUCUUUUGGAAAGGAUUUGUGUAAAGCGAGCCUGCACGUGCUGCUGGA
Cygnus atratus (black swan) is the source of this 3363-nucleotide messenger RNA. Its product is annotated as ras association domain-containing protein 8. The record is from RefSeq and is a predicted model, not a curated record. Gene Ontology annotation, biological process: signal transduction. The transcript is spliced from 6 exons. Bases 152 to 1468 code for a protein of 438 amino acids. NCBI's taxonomy places the organism in Eukaryota, Metazoa, Chordata, Aves, Anseriformes, Anatidae.